GACGAGUGACAGCUAAUGGCGGUUAUAGAAGAAUGAAGUGGUAGACGAAAGCUGAAAAAUUGACGUCGGCUUGAUUGUACUAAGUGGAUUUUCUAGAUGAUUCGUUAAAUAAACUAAAAGGUGAAAUUGAUAUAAAACUAUCAAGGCAAAAAUCCAACAUGAAUACAGAUAAACUUUUAGCGACACUUAUUGUUUUGAUAUGCCACACUUUUUAUAACCCAACUGAUAGUGGAGCAGUACAAAUUACUCAAAGUAAUUUAGAUAUGGUUUUAGCUUCAAAUGAAAUUGUUUUUAUUAAUUUUUAUGCUGACUGGUGUAAGUUCAGCAAUAUGCUGAUGCCUAUAUUUGAUGAUGCGGCGGACGAAGUUUCAAAAGCCGGCUAUAAUCCUGGACAAGUAGUUAUGGGGAAAGUUGACUGUGACAAGGAACCUGCUGUAGCUACAAGAUUUCAUAUUACCAAAUACCCUACUUUAAAAUUAUUCCGAAAUGGAUUACCAGCUAAAAAAGAGUACAGAGGUCAGAGAUCUGUAGAAGCUUUUGCAGAAUUUAUUAAGAAGCAGCUAACUGAUUCAGUUGUAACAUUUAGUUCUUUAAAAGAGCUUCACAGCUUGGCAGAAGACAAGAGGCACAUUAUAGGGUACAUGGACAGAAGGGACCAAAAGGAGUAUGAAAUAUUGCGAAAGGUGGCUGCAACUUUGAAGGAUGAGUGUAUAUUUCAUGCUGGAUUUGGAGAUGCAUCUCAACAAAUGCAUCCACCAGGACAACCAAUUGUUGUCUUCAGAACUGACAGGAAAACGUCUGCUGAUCCCGAUGAAACUUACACGGGAUCUCUAUUAGAUUUUGAUCAGCUGCAUAGCUGGGUUCAGAAGAAAUGCAUACCAUUAGUCCGAGAAAUAACAUUUGAAAAUGCAGAAGAACUCACUGAAGAAGGGUUGCCAUUCCUGAUUCUGUUCUAUCAUCCUGAUCAUCCAGAGAGUAUUAAGAAGUAUAAGGAAGUUGUUUCAUUGGAACUGGAGUCUGAGAAACAAAAUGUCAACUUCCUGACUGCGGAUGGAGUGAGGUUUGAGCAUCCUCUGCAUCACCUUGGCAAGUCAGUCGCUGACCUGCCUCUGAUUGCCAUCGAUUCCUUCAGGCAUAUGUACCUGUUCCCCGAUUACAAGGAGAUGGACAAGCCUGGCAGGCUGAAGGAGUAUUUGAAAGAUUUGUAUUCUGGAAAAUUGCAUAGAGAAUUCCACUACGGCCCGGAAUCGCCCCAAGUGAUUAUGGUGAAUAAUGAAGUCAAGGUGACCACACCUCCUGAGUCUACCUUCAAAAAGUUAGCUCCGUCCAAAAACAGGUACACCCUACUCAGAGACGAAUUAUAAUUCGAUUUCAUUUCUAACUUAUUUAUUUGAAAUAAUUUGUUUAAUGUACAAAACGCAAAAUGUUCUCAUUUCGUGAAUACACUUACUUUAUUGCCUUCAAAGUGCUGUUUUGUUUAUAAGAACCUAAAGUCCUUAUUAAAAAAAAUCUAAUUAUUUUUACCAAUUCUCUCUUUUCAUCAGAGCGUUAAGACUAUUUGACAGAUAGAGAUGAGAGUGUUAAAAGUGCAAUUAGAUUUUUUGGUUUUUAUGAAUUAGUUCAUAGCUUUUUAUAGAAUAUUAAAAGUUUAGGUAGGAAAAUCGAAUAAUUGCAAUUUUUUAAAAUAAUUUCUCUAAUAACUGUAAAGACAUUCAAAUACUAAAUGUAUUAAAAAUUAUGUUUGAGGGUCAUUGAACUUAACACGUGUUUUUCCUUAAAUUGUAUAAAAAAAUAUAUUUGGUAUGACGACUUCCUAUGGGUUAUAUGGCAUUAUUAAAGAUAUUCAGUGUAUGAUACCGUUGAUACUAUGCGACAUGCGACCCGUUAUCGAAAGGCUAACAAACUGGCCACUUGACCAUUUUCAUACAAAUUCGAUUAGCCUAAAAAAAAUCACUCAAAAUCAAUAUGGCCCAACUCUGUUAAAUUCUUUUAAACUAGAGCUCGCUUUAACCACUUACCUAAUAACCGGUUUUUCCUUAAUAGUGAGUUUUGAAUAUGAUAAAGUAACAAUGGCGCGAUGUACAUGAAAUAAUAUGACGAGUCUCAUACAUGAACUUCGAAUGAACUUGGCCUAUGUAUACACUUAAAUGUUCAUACAUCUGGGGAUUGUUUAAUUACAUUAAAUUAGUGAAAUGUUAGUUUAUUGCAUUGUGUUAAAUUGUAUACAAAUUAUUAAAAUAAAAUCGUAGAAAAUCUGCUUGUAUUAUUAUGAAUGAAAUAUGCAAAAAAAUCCGCUAGGAAGUGAUUAUUUGAUUCCUAUAGUAAAUAUGUAUUAAAAUUUAUUAAUUUCUAUAAAUUUUACAAAUAUAUAUUUCAGGGAGUGAAUAAUUUUAAUUAUUAUAUUAACAGUGGUUUUGCAUAAUAAUUUUAAAUUUGCUUUUAUGUCAAUGCUCAUUAAACUAUAUUUAUUUCUUCAUGUUUUAUUAUGCUUUAUUUUAUAUCUGCCCGUUAGCUGUAUUAGUUAAAUCAUUACUAUAUGUGAAAAGAUUUGGAAUGUUUUAUAAUUGCCUACGGCAAUGUAUCAUUAUAAAAUAAUAUUAAUUUUUCUACUUAAAUUCCAAAUACAAGGGCGUUACUUACAAAUAAAUUAUCUGCUGAAAAGAUAUACUGCUAAGUCAUCAAAAACAAACAAGAUUAUUUUUUAAUUAAAUCUGAUUAUAUCUAAUCUCUGUUUCAUAUAAUCAUUAUAUCAACUUUGAUGGUUGCCGAUUUCUAAACGGAAUUAAUCAAUUGACACUAUGCCAAUUGUCAUUAUGAAAUUCGGCGCCAUUCCUCGAAUUUGACAAAAAGAUUUUGUAUUUGGGAAUUAAGUAAAAACAGUUAAACAUUUUAUUAUAUGUAAAUAAUUAUACGAACUGUCAUGUUUUUUAAAACUCGCAAAUCAAUUUACCCUCCAGUACACCAAGGAGAAAUUAUAAUGUAUAAUUAAAUAUAAUUAUUAUAAAAUAGGCUUAAAUAUAGAUUUAAAUGUAUUAAAAAAUCUUUCAACGCACAUUUUGUAUUGCAACUGAUGUUGUAAAUGAGUUUGUACUUGCAAAGAUAAUUGCAAAACUUUAAUUGGAUCUAGUAGAAAAAACAGAUACUGUUAGUGCUAUUAAUAUACAAAAGACAGAUUAUAUCAACAACGUUUUAGCAUGCCACACUUUCGCAUUUAUAAUAUUAGUUUUCAAAAGGAUUUUGUUUGUUUUAUUUUCUCCAUUUGAGUCACUUAUUCUGUUAUUUAUCUUAGACAAGUUUCACUGCAAAUUAACUCUAUCAUCUAUAAUUCGGUCUUCGUGUUGACAGAUGAGUUUAGGUUAAUAGUCAGAGACAAAACUGAGUGUGGUUAUUUCCCUCCCUUGUCAAAUUUCUAUCACAUUUUGGCGGAAGGUAGGUAGUGACUAGAAGAUUAGAGAUAACUUCAUUCCGAAACUUCUCAUUCCUAUUUAAAACCUCCUUUGUUGAAACGUUUGACAGCCAUUGCUACUUUUGACAGAUGCGAGAGUUAACUUGCAAUAUCCUUAAUUUUAGUAUAAAUAGGUUUUAAUUGUUCUCGGGUUUGGUAUACGAUUUUAAAUAUAUUUUCUUUGCGAUAUAUCCACGAAUAAAAUAUUGGUACUAAUACUGAUGUAUUUUUAGUUCUAGUUUAGAGUUUUUAUAAAAAUACUUCUAAUUACAAGUAUUUUACAAUUGUUUAAAAAAAGUCUGGCAAUGGACACCUCGGUGAACCAUGAUUGCUGUUAACCAAACCGGUUAGUAUUAGUUUAUGAUUAACGUGUGUGACAGUUAGAUUCGGUUUUAUCCCAGUGCAAUGUACAAUGCUCGCGAAAAAAGACACUAUAACAAUUAUCUGCUUUAGUUAACAUUAGAAUUAGUACCAAUGUCUUUUAAUAUUUCAGUUGUUUUCCAGUCUUCUCACUAGAUUCUCAGGUAUUCCAAAAUGUAUUAAUCCGGGGUAAGAAUUGUCAAUUAUACUCUAUCUCCCUCAUUUACAAUAGCUAUUGAAUUGUCCUUGUAUCGGUAAGACGUUACCAUGGUAACCAUUUUACACGGAAUAAACAUCGUUGCCAUGGUAAUAAAUGAGCUCGAGGCGAUGUUGUAGUUUAGUAGACUGUGGUUUAGAAUGCGUUUUGGAAUAUGGAGACUUCGCGAUAACCAAGUUUGUCAAAAACUUUUUUAGAUUUUGACAUACUCGAGCCAAGAUUCUCAGUUCGCGCCAUGUCUCGGCUCUAAAUCUUACCUUAGUACUCAGAGUUGUUAAUUAUGAAUAAACGGUCACUUAAGGCAUUUAGUAACUUCAGUUCACCAUAGUUCUAUUCAGAAGCUAAUAAAGGUCUAUGUUCAUUAAUCGACCGUUGUAUUAAAUUGUCGACUCUGAGUACUGAUUGAGUAUAUCCAUAUGUGUCAAAGCAAUAGGUAAUCAGUAAAUUUAAAUACAAUGUGUAAAUGAUUGUACAAAUUAUAUGUUUUGUGAA
Messenger RNA from Pieris brassicae (large cabbage white), 4514 nucleotides. It is a transcript of the gene ERp44, whose product is annotated as endoplasmic reticulum resident protein 44. The record is from RefSeq and is a predicted model, not a curated record. The transcript has 7 exons. Lineage: Eukaryota; Metazoa; Arthropoda; Insecta; Lepidoptera; Pieridae. The coding region runs from base 159 to 1364 and encodes 401 amino acids.